Messenger RNA from Laccaria bicolor S238N-H82, 212 nucleotides. RefSeq lists its product as uncharacterized. The record is from RefSeq and is a predicted model, not a curated record. NCBI's taxonomy places the organism in Eukaryota, Fungi, Basidiomycota, Agaricomycetes, Agaricales, Hydnangiaceae. The transcript has a single exon. Bases 60 to 212 code for a protein of 50 amino acids.
ACAAUUUUGAAGCCAGAAAUUGGGCCAGAUAUAAUGAAAUAUAAUAUCCAGUCAAGAUAAUGGACUAUACAAUGAUAUUUUACAUGCAGGAAUACUGUAAAUCACCUUGGAAAACCAAUUUAGGACUAUCUCAUAGAGGGUUCCAAAAAUCUUUUUUUUGGCCUACAGCCGACCUACCUACCCAACCCCCGGUCUGGCAUUCAGAUCCCUGA